AUGAAGAUAGAAAACAAAACAAGCGAAGCGUUACGUGGAAUGGAAAAGAACUUCGAAGUCAAGGAGGAAGGAACAUAUUAUUUCAUGAACCGAAUUUGGGUCCCUAAACUUGGGGGAUUCAGAGAGGUAGUCAUGAAUGAGGCUCAUAAGACACGAUACUCCAUCCAUCCGGGUUCAGAUAAGAUGUACCUGGAUAUCAAGCAAUAUUAUUGGUGGCCUAACAUAAAGGCAGAAAUUGCCACUUACGUUAGCAAGUUCCUCACUUGUGCUAAAGUGAAGGUAGAGUAUCAAAAGCCCUCGGGACUAUUACAACAGCCAGUAAUACCCGAGUGCAAAUGGGAAUGGAUUACCAUGGACUUUGUGACCAAAUUACCCAAGACAACUGAUGGAAUGGAUGCCAUGUGGGUAAUAGUUGAUAGGUUCACUUCACACUUUUGGCAAACACUUCAAAAGGCUAUGGGAACACAACUCGACAUGAGCACUGCUUACCACCCACAAACGGAUGGUCAAAGUGAGCGAACCAUUCAAACGCUUGAGGAUAUGCGUCGAGCAUGUGUUAUAGACUUCGGAAGAUCACCGUUGUGUUGGGCUGAGGUAGGUGACACUCAGCUAGAAAGAGGACAGACACCAAACGAUGCAUUAACAGGACCGGAAAUCAUACGUGAGACGAUAGAGAAGAUAGUUCAAAUCAGAGCUCGACUUCAAGCAUCACGAGACCGACAGAAGAGCUAUGCUGAUAAAAGGCGAAAGCACGUGGAAUUUCAAGUCGGGGAUCGGGUGUUACUAAAGAUCUCUCCCUGGAAAAGGGUGAUUCGUUUCGGAAAACGGGGAAAACUAAACCCAAGGUACAUUGGGCCAUUCGAGAUUCUUGCCCGAAUCGGUCCAGUGGCCUAUAGGCUGCAGCUACCUGGUGAGCUCAGCAGCGUACACCCCGUGUUCCAUGUUUCCAAUUUGAAGAAGUGCUUAUCCGACGAAACUCUUGUCAUCCCACUCGAACAAAAUCGAAAUCAACGAGAAUCUCCUGUUCAUCGAGGAACCAGUUGA
Messenger RNA from Lactuca virosa, 1044 nucleotides. NCBI's taxonomy places the organism in Eukaryota, Viridiplantae, Streptophyta, Magnoliopsida, Asterales, Asteraceae. The record is from the annotation of a GenBank genome assembly.